Molecule: messenger RNA, 1482 nt
Organism: Oryza brachyantha (malo sina)
Lineage: Eukaryota; Viridiplantae; Streptophyta; Magnoliopsida; Poales; Poaceae
Product: GDSL esterase/lipase At5g33370-like
Exons: 2
Coding region: 54-1160 (368 amino acids)
Molecular function (GO): hydrolase activity, acting on ester bonds
Source: RefSeq, a predicted model, not a curated record
UCCGGCGAGUGAGAUCAGCAACAGGAGUAGUAGUCUUCGUAGUCGUAGCAUUCAUGGCGUCGUCGUCGUCGUGGCUCGUGGUGGUCUCCGGCGCCGUGGUCUGCAUGGCGGCGCUCGUCCCGGCGUCGCACGCCGCCCGCGCCUUCUUCGUCUUCGGCGACUCCCUCGUCGACAACGGCAACAACAACUUCCUCAUCACGUCGGCGCGCGCCGACUCGCCGCCGUACGGCAUCGACACCCCCGACCACCGCGCCACCGGGAGGUUCUCCAAUGGCAAGAACAUGCCCGACAUUAUCAGCGAGCACCUGGGGGCGGAGCCGGUGCUGCCGUACCUGAGCCCGCACCUGGACGGCGAGAAGAUGCUCGUCGGCGCAAACUUCGCGUCGGCCGGCAUCGGCAUCCUGAACGACACCGGGGUCCAGUUCGCGAACAUCAUACACAUCGAGAAGCAGAUCCGGUACUUCGAGCAGUACCAGGACCGGCUGCGCGCGCUCGUCGGCGAGGAGGAGGCGAGGAAGGUGGUGGCCGGCUCGCUGGUGCUCAUCACGCUCGGCGGCAACGACUUCGUCAACAACUACUACCUCAUCCCCUACUCGCCGCGGUCGCGGGAGUUCUCGCUGCCCGACUACAUCCGCUACAUCCUCUCGGAGUACAAGCAGGUGCUGCGCCACCUCCACGACCUCGGCGCGCGGCGGGUGCUGGUCACCGGCGUGGGGCCGAUCGGGUGCGUGCCGGCGGAGCUGGCGCUGCACAGCGCCGACGGGCGGUGCGACACGGAGCUGCAGCGCGCGGCGGACGCGUACAACCCGCAGCUGGUGCGGAUGCUGGCGGAGCUCAACGCGGAGGUCGGCGGCGACGUGUUCGUCGGCAUCAACACGAAGCGCGCCCACGACGACUUCAUCGAGGACCCGCAGGCGCACGGCUUCGCGACGUCGACGGAGGCGUGCUGCGGGCAGGGCAGGUUCAACGGCAUGGGCCUCUGCACCGUCGUCUCCAACCUCUGCGCCGACCGCGACGCCUACGUCUUCUGGGACGCCUUCCACCCCACCGAGCGCGCCAACCGCCUCAUCGUCCAGCAGUUCAUGGACGGCUCCCCCGACGUCAUCACCCCCAUGAACCUCAGCACCAUCCUCAAGCUCGACCAGCAACCUCUCAACUGAUCCAUCGCCAUUGUUGCUGCAUUCCUUCGCAUCGCAUCGCGCCAAUGGCGCCAUCUCGUCUUCCCGCGCGUUUUCGUUUCGAUUUGAAUUAAUUGUUCCACGUAUUAUGCACGUAAUUAGUUCAUUAGCUGUUGCUAGAUAAUAUCAUAUAGAUUCCACAUAAAACCAUAUGUGAGCUCGAUCAUCUCCGGCCAUCAGAUCGAUCGAUCACUCGUCAUAUAUGUACUGCGUUGUGUAUGUAACGUGGUGUGUUCUUGCUUCAAUCAUAUCAUUAUUGAUAGGUUUUAAUCUAAGCAAUUUUUCCUACGUAUGAUUUUAUUAC